This is a messenger RNA of Ostertagia ostertagi, 210 nucleotides long. The record is from the annotation of a GenBank genome assembly. NCBI's taxonomy places the organism in Eukaryota, Metazoa, Nematoda, Chromadorea, Rhabditida, Trichostrongylidae.
AUGUCCAGCCCGUCACGGCAAAUCAAAUGUGUGGUGGUUGGGGACGGUACUGUGGGAAAGACAUGCAUGCUUAUUUCGUAUACUACGGAUUCAUUUCCUGUGCAGUACGUGCCCACAGUCUUUGACAACUAUUCUGCUCAAAUGACACUGGAUAAUCACACGGUCAAUCUUGGAUUAUGGGAUACAGCUGGACAGGCUAGUUAUACAUAA